UAACAAACUUGGUGAAAAAUUGUUCGAGGUUCAUGCCAAUAAGAUUAUUUACUCCCUAAUUGGGCCAUUUUGGAUGGGAAAAGAUAUGGAUUGAAGUAAUAUGUUAUAUCUGAAGGACCAGAGGAACACGAGCCUACAGGUACAUGUUGAACGAUUGAUGAUAGGAUCCAUCUAGUAUCGACAAGCCCCACCCAUUAUGGGGGAGAAGAGGGAGGGUGGGGAGGAGAGCAGUGGCCACACCCAUCACCACCACCCUCGACGCAAACGCUCCAUCGAUGCAGCCAAGGGGAGUCAGAUGGAAGAUGGUCAGCCUCAGCCGCGAUCGCAUCAGAUGAAGUCAUCUGGUCGCAAGAGCAGUUUGUCGUCCCGCAUCAAGAGGAAUUCGGAUGGAGAAAUCUUGUCUUACGCAACUCUUGAUGGGAAACUUUAUGCUAUUGGAGAUAGUGUCUAUGUGGAGAGUCCGAGACCAGACAUGCCAUACUUCAUUUGCACAAUACAAGACUUCAGAGUGAGUAAACGAGAUAACGUGAUCGUCGGGGUGAAGUGGUUCUACCGGCAGUCAGAGGUGCCAGACUCUGUGUAUCAACUUCUGGUGCAAGACAGGCAUACAGAAAAUGAUUCAGGAAUUGAUCUUGUCACCAAGGACCCUGUCAUUAAGAGCAGAGAACUCUUUGUCUCGGACACCACGGAAAACUAUCAUGUAUCUCUCCUAAGGGGUAAGGGAAACGUGAAGCAUUUUAAGGAUAUCCAGAACGCGAAAGACUUCACUGCCAGGCCUGAUUCCUUCUUCUACAUCCUCGGCUACAAUCCAGAAACAAGACGACUCGCAAGCACCCAGGGUGAGAUUCGCGUUGGUCCCAGCCACCAGGCCGUCUUGCCCGACCUCAGGCCAAAGGUCAAGGUCACCGGUACCACGGUUACCAACCAUGAAGAGUUGACCUGGAAGCCGACCAUCCAUGACAUCGACCUGAAGAUGUACCUUCAAGCCGCAAGGAGCAUGGCUGCCUUUGUUGGUAUGUGCGAUGGAGGCUCACCGGAGGAAGGCUGCGAAGUAGCAUCAAAGGAUGACACAACCAUCAAUGCUCUACAGUGUCUUCAUGAGAAUGAUUACAACUGUGGUCGUGCCCUUCAGUCUCUGGUCAAACACUGCGUACCUCGCUCUGUCGAUAAGAAGUGGAACGACCAAGAAACGAAAAUGUUUGUCAAGGGCUUGCGUCAGUACGGCAAGAAUUUCUUCCGCAUUCGUAAAGAGCUCCUCCCUCACAAGGACAGGGGUGAGCUGGUUGAGUUUUAUUAUUACUGGAAGAAGAGUCCCGAGGCGUCUGGGCAGAGGAUCUACAGAAGGCAUCGUCGACAGAGCGUGCUCCCACGAAUCAAAACUUGUGCCCGAGCGAACAGACCACCAUCAAAUGAAUUCUUGGAUCUAAGUUCAGCUUGUGAGAGUGACAUGGACAGUGAUGACAGCGAGAGAGAUUUUAGCAGCUACGCUUGCAGACACUGUUUCACCACGACUUCAAAAGACUGGCACCACGGCUCCAGGGAGAGGAUCCUUCUCUGCACCAAUUGUCGGCUCGGCUUCAAGAAAUACGGGGAGCUCCCGCCCAUUUCGAACCCACGAGAACCUCCAGCGUUCAUGUUCAAGCCGGUCCGAGAAGGUGAAUCUUAUGAUGUUGUCCGGCAUAAGCUACGGACGAGGAGACAACGGGACUUGGUGAGCUCAACUCUAAGGAGUGGUCGAAACAAACAUUGCAGCGUCAGUGAGCCCUGUAGCCCAGUCAACAUGGGGCGUAAACCCAACAAACAUCGCAAUUCGCCCAGCACUCUCAGCACUUCAAGCGACAGUAGUACCAAGUCUAGUGAGAAGAAAAUCAAGAAGGAGCCAGGUGCAGAAAAUCUUGACAGCCCAAGUAUUGCUUCCAUCAAACAAGAAGCACCUGGAGACGAAGAAGAAGAUGAAGAUGAAGAGGCGGAGGAAGAGGAAGCCUCUGAGUUAAGAGCAGGGGAACCUGGGGACUCUGCAGUUCCCGAAACAGAAGGACAGGAAGCUGAUAAUUCUGAGGCUGCAUCUGAUAACGACCAGGAUGCAGCAACAACAACAGACAGCAACAGCAUUAAUAAUGCCAAUGAUGAGUCCAGUCACCUUGAAGGAGACGGGAUGUCAGAAGGAGACGGGAUGUCAGACAGUUCUUCGUCCAGGUCACCCUCACCAAUGGACAACUCUGAAAACCAGCCAACGAUACGCCCUGUCCCUCUCAUCAUUCCUAUCGUCAACAUCAAGAAGGAGAAGAUUGACGAGGAUGAGAGUAGUGAAGUUCCCAUGGCAACGAAUACCCAGACGAGUCACUCCCAAGCUUUUCCUGUUAUCCAACAUUUCAAAAAUCCCGACGAGGCACCAAGGCAGCCUGCCUUCAGCAGCCCGUUGAUCAGCAGCCCACAUAGUCAACCUCUGGUCAAUAAACCUGAGACGUACUAUCGUCCGAUGCCUCUGAUCAAGAUGGAAAAGAUCGACAAACAGGACCAUUAUCAGCAUCAGCCCCUACCUCUGAUCAAGAAGGAACCCAGACCUGACAAAGUCGACACUGCUUCCAACUCUGGCUCGCCCCAACUACAGCCUGCAGAAUCUACUCCACUUUCUGAUUCCCAAGUAGAGCAACCGGAGCAAUUCAGGCAUCCCAUGGGACACUUUCGCCACCCCAUUGACUAUCUACGCUCUAAUGAAAGAUUCUACUUUCCAGAUGGGAGUGUCAGACCACCUGUUCCAAGUUUGCGCCCGCCGUCCAAUGGUUCCCCUACUCGCCCUCCAGUGGACAAGCCGAGGUAUCAUCCGGAGGGGUUCGGCCCACCUCCAGAGCUCAUGAGAACGCAAGCAACUUUGAAGAGCUCAGAAAGAGACAAAUGUGUCAAGGAGGAACAAGAUCAGAUUAGGUACUCCAUAGAUUAUUACAGACACCAAGCUGAAAACAAGCGGUUUGGCGGUGAGGGUAUCAGGCAACCAAGAGGCUCUCUUGUACAAGGAUCAGAGGAACCUAAAAGACUGGAGGAAAACGUGAGAUCAGCUGGAUCACUUAGGCCACAUGCUGAUUACUCACUCAGUCCUAAGCCUUUAGGAAGACAUCCUGAGUUACCGAAGAGAGAUGAGAGAGAUAUACGAGAAGAGUCUAGGGCAUCUCCAAGGACACAGGUUGACUCUAGGCUGUCAACAGCACCUUCUGGUAUUCCAGGAGAGAAGCACAAACCAAGUGCAGAACAUCGUUACCCCCUGAUUGAUCAGGGCAGGCCUCUAGGGGGACACUUUAAACUACCAGAAGAAAAGGGAAUGCCAUUAAAGGAUCUAACAAAACACCCUGACGAAAACAUAAGAUUGUCGGAAGACAAAUCCAGACAGCGUCCUCCCGGGGACCAUCUUGGCCAUUCCAGGGAACAGUUACGAUAUGGAGAGUAUGUGAGACCUGAACAUGUAAGACCUGGAGAACCCUUGAGGCAUGUUGAUUACUUGAAACCUAGUCAAGUUGUGAGACCAGGCGAGCAUUUGAGACCUGUUGAUUACAUGAGACAAGGAGAACACCCAAGGUUUGGUGAUAGCCCCAAACCCCUGGAGCACAUGAGACCUGGUAAGCCCUUGAAGGCCGGAGAGCAUAAAAAGCCAGAAGAACUACUCAGACAGGAAGAACAUCUCAGACAAAGGGACCGUCCAGCGUUUGGUCAUCCACUCAGACCAGACGGGCAUUUGAGACAUGAGAGCUUCCCUAGACCUGGGGAUAACGAAAGACGUGACGACCGUCAUGUACCUGGGCGACCUCUAGGCAUAGAUGAUUCUGUUAGGCAUCGGCACAUGCUCUCUCAAGGGGAGAAAUUGAGGCCUGAUGAUCUUCAAAGACCAAGGAGCCAACCUAAAACAGCAGAACCACUGCAAUCCAGGGAUAUUCUGAGCAGGCCUAUUGAGCACCGCAAAUUUGGUGAGCAUCCAAGGCUAGGAGAACCUCGCAGAUUCGGUGAGAAUCCAACAAUUGGGGACCAUUUACAGCAUAGGGAGCAUCUUAGACCAGAUGAGCUUUCCAGAUCGGGAGAGUUUCUGCGAUAUCCAGAAGGUCCUGGCUUUGGGGAGCCGCAGAGGUCUAGAGAACAUUCCAGGCCUGAAGAUCAGGUGACAAGAGUUGGAGGGCAUGUGAGGCCUGAUAUACCACUUGAGAAUUCAAGAAAACCAGAAACUGCUGUCCCUUCAGAACAAUUUAUGAAGCGUCAAGGAGAGCAUGGAAUGCCAACUCCAGAGCCUUUGAGACCUCUGGAUCCUUCAAAGCUGUACCCAGUUGUAAAAACAGAGAUUGUUGACCCAGAGACAGAACAAACAAAACAAGCUGUCGUGUCUGCGACACCUGCUGAAGCAGAAAAGCCGGGGGAAGAUGCUGAAGAAUCCAACAGUGAAGAGGAAGAACACGAUAACGGCGUGUAUCCUCGAAUGCCGUCUCCAGAUCCUGUGGUUGUGGAUCGCACCGAUCAUACCAGCUCAUCAGCAAAGUUUAUUCGUCAUUGGCAUCGCGGUCACAACUCCUGCAGUCGCACAGAUAUGCUGUUUGCUCCGUUGGAUAGCUCCAAGCUUGCCGCCAAGAGAGCUAAGGCUGCUGCAGCUGCAGCAGCGGCCGCAGCCUCCAAGGAAAAGGAAGAGAAGAAGAGUAUCAAGAAGGAACCCGUCUCGAAAGAGGAAACAAGAGAGAGGGAAGAAGGUCGGCAAAGGAAGACAAGUGGAACUGAAAGGCAGGCUACGCCGAAGAAACCAGAAACUCCACCAAUGAAUACGACGGCAGAUGCUCAAGUGACUGGAUCAUACGGCAUUCAACAGCCGAGCCAGAUGCACAUGCCUCCUCCAAGAGGUUCACCCGGGUACGCUUGCUACCCUGGCCAAGAUCUUCCAGCUAUGAGGACCCUGAGUGAGUAUGCCAGGCCCCACUCUGCCGUCGGGCCUGGCAAUCCAGCCAGCAACCUCAUGGGGCCAGAUCCAAUGCUUCAGUAUCAGAUAGAGCAGGUCUACGCCAUGGGGAGCAGGGAGGCACAGAUUGAUCUGGUGGAACGGGAGCUCCAGGAGAGGGAUAUAAGACAACGGGACUUGAGGGCGCUGCAGCAGCGCGAUUUAAGGGAGAUGCGCGAGAUGGAGUUGUGGGAUAGGGAGAUGCGAGAUCGAGGUCUGAAACCUGGGUAUGAGCAGCAGUACCCUGGGGUACGCACCUCUACAGCAACGCCUCUUGCUGCAUACCCACCCCACCCACACCACCCUGGGGAACCCAUGCCAUCGCCGCAACAGAUUAAUGCCUAUAAUCAUAACUUGGAGCGUGCCCAUGCUGAGCGUCACUUAGCCAUGCUGGUACCCGGGCCAGAGAAUUCCGCUUUUGCUGUCGAUCGCUUAACAGCAGAGCGCCUGCAUCUGGAACGCAUGGCAAUGAUGGGCGACCCGAGAGCAGCUGCAGCAGCUGCGGCAGCAGCAGCUGGGCGACCGCCGACGCCUCAUCAUCACUCUCAUUCGCAUUCUCACACUCAUGUACACUUCCACCCACAGGAACAUAUCCACCACACUUAUGGGGGGCUCCUCCCUGAUCAGCCAGGGCCUGCCGUGCUACAGCCAACACUCCACCUACCCCCAAACCCACUGUCCCUACCCCAGCCCCCUCACCCCAUUAUAAAUCCAGGUACAGCCGCUGCUAUGGCACCCCCUCCUAACUCCAUUCCACAUGCUAGGAUGUACAGGCCGCCCCUACCGGAGGCCCUGGCACAGCAAAUCCAACAUGAGCAUAUACAGAGGCAAAUGCUCUCUGAGCGUCACCCCUAUCCACCACCUCCGAGAUAAAAAAAACCUUUGUCACAAACACAGAGGUCUUAAUACUUUCCUGUACCUAAAGUGUCUCUUGAGUGCUAUACCCCCCCACCCAAAAAAAACCCCACCAGUGGCUAUGCCUGUGAUAUAUUUUUCACAGGACUUG
Asterias rubens (European starfish) is the source of this 5969-nucleotide messenger RNA. Its product is annotated as arginine-glutamic acid dipeptide repeats protein-like. Gene Ontology annotation, biological process: regulation of DNA-templated transcription. NCBI's taxonomy places the organism in Eukaryota, Metazoa, Echinodermata, Asteroidea, Forcipulatida, Asteriidae. Gene Ontology annotation, cellular component: nucleus. Gene Ontology annotation, molecular function: sequence-specific DNA binding; transcription corepressor activity; chromatin binding. The coding region runs from base 197 to 5836 and encodes 1879 amino acids. The record is from RefSeq and is a predicted model, not a curated record. The transcript has 18 exons.